CCCCAUUUGCAAGAGUUAAGGCAUGCAACAAGCACCCAGCAGCUUUGCAUGGAAGCAGUAGCGAGGAAUGAGAUGCUUGCAGAGACUGCCUGAGUGUUGGAUGUGAUAAGAAUCAGGAGCUCCGCCCCCAGUAUACAGCGAGAGAGGUGCUGGCUGCCCAUACACACACAUACAGCUCCUCGCUGGGACGCUAGCUGCUAGGGCUCUGACUUGCUGCAGCCUCUGCUCAUCACAGGGACCUUACUGCGGACCUGGGGGACAGGACAGCCCGGGGUCCAGGGCAGGAAGAGGGAAGAAGUUCUGCUGGUUUCCUCAUUAGCCUUUGGGUGGGUUGGUUUGAUUUAUUUCUUGUCUCGCUGAUUGCUGGACUUGUUCGUGUGGAUGUGACACCGGAGUGAAGAGAGAUGAAGAUCCGGAAAAGCGCUGCUAGGGGCGGCUGGAAGACCGUAGCAAGAGCUGAACAGCAAGAACACAGAUAUCUCACCCAACAGAUUACUGAAACUGCUGGUACGGAGUGGCCAGAUCCAUUAAGACUGAGGAUGAAGUUUGCGGCUUCCUUUUUCUACAUAUGGCUUUUUCUUCAACUUCCCCAACUCGGAUCUUCCACCCAGGUGAAAUACAAGGUUUUUGAAGAGCAGCCACCUAAUAUUUUAAUUGGAAGCUUGGCUUCAGACUAUGGAUACCCAGACUCUAAGCAUCUUUACAAGCUGGAACUGGGGCAUCCUUACUUGCGUGUUGAUGGUAAAACAGGGGAUAUAUAUACUACAGAGACUUCUAUUGACAGAGAGAAUCUUCGUCAGUGCCAGAGCUUGUUCCCAGGACAGCAGUGCUUCUUGGAGUUUGAGGUGUCUAUGACAGAUCUUAUGUCUCCUGUUCCCAGACUUCUGGAUGGACAAAUCGAGGUACUGGACAUUAACGACAAUACCCCCAACUUUGCCUCUCCAGUCAUCACGCUUUCAAUUCCAGAGAACACCAAUGUUGGAGCUCUAUUCCCCAUACCAGCUGCCACUGAUCGUGACUCUGGAAUAAAUGGGGUGGCAUCUUAUGAGCUGAUCGUCGGAUCUGAAGCACAUGAACUUUUUGGACUCCAGGUGGCUGAAGAUCAAGAUGAAAAGCAACCUCAGCUCAUUGUGAUGGAAAAACUUGAUCGAGAACAAAGGGACUCUUAUGACUUAACCAUUAAAGUUCAAGAUGGUGGCAGCCCACCAAGAGCAAGCAGUGCCCUCUUGCGCAUCUCAAUUCUUGACACCAAUGACAAUGCACCCCAGUUUGAGAAAAUGGCUUAUGAGGCCGAAUUGCCAGAAAACAGUCCUGUGGGACACUCUGUUCUUCAGGUGAAAGCAAAUGAUUCCGAUCAAGGAGCCAAUGCAGAAAUUGACUAUUCUUUCCACCAAGCUUCUGACAUUGUACGAAGAUUACUGCAUUUGGACAAGUCAACAGGAUUAAUAACCGUUCAAGGUCUUGUUGACCGUGAAGAGGUGGGUACUCUGAGGUUCUCUGUGGUCGCCAAAGACAAGGGAUCUACACCUAAAUCUGCCCGUACCCAGGUAACAAUUACCAUUCGGGACACCAACGACAACAGGCCAGUAAUUGACAUAAGAGGGUUUGGUCUGGUAACUCACCAGGGUGGAGUGGCUAAUAUCUCUGAAGAUGUUCCAGUAGAAACUCCAGUGGCCUUGGUACAGGUUUCUGACACUGAUGAGGGAGAAAAUGCUGCUGUAACUUGUGUUGUGGCCAGAGAUGUCCCUUUCCAGUUGAAGCAAGUCAGUGACACCGGUACUGAUAGCAAGAAAAAGUACUUUCUACAGACCACUACUCCACUGGACUAUGAAUCUGUGAAAGAAUAUACAAUUGAAAUUGUUGCAGUUGAUUCUGGAAACCCUCCGCUUUCCAGUACAAACUCCCUUAAAGUGCAGGUGACAGAUGUAAAUGACAAUGCACCAGUCUUCUCUCAAAGCCUGAUGGAAGUAUCUUUCCCGGAAAAUAGCCCCGCUGAUGGUAUUGUGAUGGAAGUUAGUGCGAGCGAUGCUGACAGUGGCUCUAAUUCUCAGUUAACUUACUCCAUUUUGGCUGAUAGCUCCUCUCGGGGCAUCUUCUCAAUUAACCCUGAUUCUGGUCAGAUUACAGUCAACACUGUGUUGGACAGGGAACAUCAGGAAUAUUAUAACUUCCAUGUAGUUGCUGCAGACAAAGGUACUCCGAGCCUUAAGGGAACUGCUUCAGUUGUAAUCACAGUUUUGGACCGUAAUGAUAAUGAUCCCAAGUUCAUGCUAAAUGGGUACAACUUCUCAGUCAUGGAAAAUAUGCCUCCUUUAAGCCCAGUGGGCAUGGUGACUGUUCUUGAUGGAGACAAAGGGGAGAACGCUCGUUUCCAGCUUUCUGUGGAACCAGACAGUGGAGAGUUUGUCAUCCAGAAUGGGACGUGUACUAUCCUUUCCAGCAUCUCCUUUGACCGGGAGCAUCAGGCUACCUAUACCUUCCGGUUGAAGGCGGUGGAUGGAGGGGAUCCGCCCCGUUCCUCCUAUGUUGGGGUGACCAUAAAUGUCCUUGAUGAAAAUGAUAAUGCCCCUGUAAUUGUUGUACCCUCAAACAUUUCCUAUGUACAUCUUACUCCUCUCACUCGCCCGGGUACUCAGGUUAACAGAGUCCGCGCCGAGGACAUGGAUACUGGCACAAAUGCAGAACUUGUUUAUGCCAUAGCAAGUGGCAAUCCCUUUGAUCUUUUCCAGAUAUCUCCCAGUGGGGGUGAAGUAACACUAGAGAAAGAAAUAUUAAGGAAGCAUUAUGGUUUGCAUCGUCUUGUCGUACGGGUGAAAGAUCAAGGAAAGCCUCAGAGAUAUGGCACUGCUUUAGUUCACUUCUAUAUCAACGAGACUUUGGCAAACCAAACAUUUGUUGAGACUUUACUUGGUCACAGCCAGGACACACCUCUUGACAUUGACAUUGCUGGGGACCCAGAAUAUGAACGUAGUAAACAACGAAGCAACAUUUUAUUUGGUGUGAUUGCAGGCAUUGUGGCAGUCAUCCUGGUAAUUGUGGUUGUAGUCUUGGUGAGAUAUUGCAGACAAAAAGAAGCCAAAAGUGGCUAUCAGGCAGGAAAGAAAGAGUCAAAAGAUCUCUAUGCCCCAAAGCAGGGUAAUAAAAACAACAAAAGUAAAAGCAAAGCAAAGAAGAGUAAGUCGCCCAAACCACCAAAGCCAGUAGAGGAAGAUGAAGAAACUGGCCUUCAGAAGUCCCUAAAGUUUAACCUGAUGAGUGACACUGUUGGAGACAGCCCAAGGAUCCAUCUUCCUUUGAACUAUCCACCAGGAAGCCCAGACCUUGGACGUCAUUAUCGUUCAAACUCUCCUCUGCCAUCUAUUCAACUCCAACCUCAAUCUCCCUCUGCCUCCAAGAAGCACCAGGUGGUGCAAGACCUACCACCUGCCAAUACCUUUGUUGGCACUGGGGACAACAAUUCCACUGGCUCUGAUCAGUACUCGGAUUACAGCUAUCGGACCAAUCCCCAGAAAUACAACCACAAGCAGUUACCUCAUCGUCGAGUAACGUUCUCCACGUCCAAUCAGGCACCUGACAACCAAGACCCCUCGCAGCACAGCUAUUACGAUAGUGGCCUGGAGGAGUCCGAGACCCCUAGUAGCAAGUCUUCAUCUGGACCAAGAAUAGGGCCUUUGGCUCUACCAGAGGACCACUAUGAGCGCACUACCCCUGAUGGUAGCAUCGGUGAGAUGGAGCAUCCUGAAACUGAUCUCAGACCACUGCCUGAUGUAGCCAUGACAGGAAAUUGCACGCGGGAGUGCACAGAAUAUGGACACUCUGAUACUUGCUGGAUGCCCGGCCAGCCAUCCCCCAACCGCAGGCCCAAGAAUGCCCUCAAGCUCUCCACUUUUGUGCCUUACCAAGACAAGGGGAGUCAAGAGCAAAUUGGUAAUGGGAACCCAAGAAUUCCAGAGGACCGCGUCGGAGGAAACAACAAUAGCACCACCAAAAUGGCUAACAUCCAGCUGUUACCGACUUACAGUGCCUUUUCAAGUAACAGCCAUGAGUCAUGUACGGACUCCCCCAUGGAGGAAAUUCCACUAACCCAAACCGCUGACUUCCAGCAUGCCACAACUCCUUCCUCUCAAUCUGCCAAGAGGGAGAUAUACCUGUGAGAUUUAUUUAAAAAAAUAAAUUUUUGUUUUUGGCAUGGAUUGAACUUAAAGAAGCAUAUAGAGUGAUUUUGGGAUUCACUGAUUUUAAUCAGGAACCUAAUCCAGGCCAACCUUUAAAUAGGAAAGAGAGAAAAGACAAAAUUAUGCUUUAUGAUCCUCCAUGCAACCCUUUUGGGCUCAAGCCAACAGUACGUUAUUGUUUUAUUUUUAAUUAUUCCUAAUGUAAAUUUCCAAAUUCACCCUCACCAUAGACUAUCCAUUGUCAUAAAGGUCAGAUCUGGAUUUUUGAAUGGGGAAGCACAUUUUUUAAAAGAGUAGUUUUUAUAAAAGGGAAUAUGUGCAUUGUGUUUCUCUACUUACGGAAGAGAAACGUGGCGUGAAGGAGGACUUAAUAAGCCAUCAUGGUUUGGUAUUUGAUAUCCUGAUAGAGGGAGGUGUUGCUUUUUUGUUUGUGUCAUCUUUUCUGGUACAGAAAGUAAAUGUGUUCAUGGAUGGGAAUUCCUGUCUAUUCAUAAUGGUUUAGGCGCAAUUGAAAGCUUUUGAUUUGCUAGUUUAUACAUUGUCUCCAUUGUUUAGAAUGUUUUUUUUUGUUUCCUCCUAAACCAUUUGUUAGUGCAAUUGUCUACAAUCUGCACAUAGCGUGUUAAAGCUUCCUCCAUUUGGAGGAAAAUGGUUCUGCUACGAUAAGGAUGACAGGCCAUAAUUUAUACAGUUAUCAACAAUCUUUCAGCAAAAUCAAAUCUAAAAAUUUAUAGUCUGGCACAAUAGCUGCCUUGUGAGAAAAUAAAAAUACAUCUGACCCCAGAUUCCCUUAAGAAAAAUGGUACUGAAUCCCUCCUAGUUUAUGUCUUGUUUAACAAAUUGUGUCUAGAAACAAUAUAUCGAUUGAUCUCAGCACUGACUGUGAUCUUAUACAUUCGAACAUUAGGUUUUUAUAAACCACAAGAAAUGGCAUGCAUAGUCAAAAUGGGACUGUAAAUUUGUGUGGUUUCCUUAGAAUUUACAUGUUUUUUAAGAUAUUUUGGGGUCAGAUGGCCAGCAUCAUCAGCAAUGUUUUAUAUUGACAAAGGAGUUCAAAGCUAGCCUUGUCUUGAAGGGUUGUCCAUCUCUGCACUUGGAGCCAGCUAAUUUUUAGAAUGCCUUUUUGGUUGAAAUGAUUCUUAUUUCAAAGUACUUUGAUUACUAGCAUGCAGUAAACCAACUGAAGGACUGCUCAGUCAUGAGCCAAACCCAACAGAGGAUGCACAAACUGUAGAGGACACUCCCUCAGGUUGGAGAUCAUGAUACGGACCAUUUACUACUUCUUAAAGGGCCUAUUAAUUCUGUGAGACCUGUAAGGAAAAGUGGUGGCAGCUUGUGUCGCCAGUUUUAGAGCUAGAUUGAAGAAGGGGUCAGGAGGAGAAGUGGGGAAAAUAUACCAAAGGUGCCAUCUAAGUAUGGAUGAUGGAAAGGGACAGCCAGAUGGGGACCAAAAUGUAUUCUAUCUGCAUAUCCAACUCAUCCAUAACAGGGUAAGCUUCAAGUUUGACUGGCCUUUUCAUGUAGACUUCUGUAAAUACAAUCCCUUUUGAAUGAUGAUCAAGUCUGCCUGAUUUCAGCUUUUAGUGUUGCGUGAAAUAUUUUGUUUAUUUAUUGUAAUCUCCUUUUAAAAAAAAAAAAUGUUGAAGCUCUGCAAAGUGUUCCAGAGCAGUCGGUCACUUUGAACAGCUUUUGGUUAUGAAAGCAUGGAGACAUGUUUUAUAUGGCAGCCUUGAUUUCUGCCCUUGUUGAAGUGAGAAAGUACAACAUGGUACAACAUGGUUCUUUCAAGUACAUUACACUUAUAUUUGCACAUAACCUGGGAGUCUUCUGAUAGGAGUCUGGAGUAGUACUGUUCACAGUUCAUUCCAAGGACCAGCAAUGCACUGAUAAAGUGGAGGUCCAACAAAGAAUUGAUUGUAGAAACAUAUUCAAUAUUUAUUCUCUUGACAAUAAAUUGUGUUGAAUAGAAAUGCAGAUUAUGCAAAAUGUAAGUACAAUUGCCCACAUUUGUGAAAAAAACCUGUUACAGAUCUUUUCCAAGUAAGCUUUGGCCUUAAAUUCUGCAAAUUUGUUUUUUGUAAUCCAUCACAAUUUAUAGAUUGGUAAUAUACCUCGUUGUUUCUAAAUGUACCUUUGCCAGAGUACUAAUAUACCUUUUACACUUUAUGUGGAAUGAGUAGAGGAGGUAGAAACACUUUGCAGUUCAGCCUGCUGAAACGUUUAAGAGCACAGAUCACACUAUGGGUUUUCAUCUAUUGAAACACGUCACUCACUAACCCAAACUUGUCAUGUGGUUCCAUAAUCUAUCAACCGUGUUCUUUAACAUGAUUUUGUUUGGUCAGAUGAACAAGCAGAUAAAACAGUCUGUGUAGAUGUCACUAAUGUAAUACUGCAGGGAUAUUUCAAAGAACUGCCCUGGAGGUGGUACUUCAUAUACACAAAUACUAGUGGAGGAAACUUCAUGUACACUCCCACUGUUAAACCUUCCAUCACUAUAGUUGUUUGCGUCAUAAAUAUUGGAAGAAAACGUCACACCUUUUAAAAAGGCCCUCACAAUUAUUAAUGUAAACUGGCUGCAACUAUCCAAUAUGCAUUUCUUAUCCUGUUCUACACAGUAUUUUCUUCACUUGCGGUUUGUACAGGCUUUCCCAAUUUAAAAAUUAGAAUGUUAUUCUAAGAAAUAGCCCCUUAAGGAUACAUGACAGAAAUAUUCCGUCAUGAUUCCCUUUUAUUUCAGAAGUUGUGCCCGUAAGGGGAUGGUUUACCAUUUGUUUAAAUUCAAAGUUGUACAUUCAAUUUCUAACCUAUUACAAAAUACUACUGGUAUUGUCAUCUGUAUUUUGGGAUAAAUAAAACUAAUUCAAUAUCAUACCUUGAUUUAAAAAAUAAGUAGAAAACUGCGUUCGGUAACCCAUUAAAAAAAUAAAAUAAAAAUGUUUCACUAUUGGACAUUACUAGAAAGUUGUCAUAUGUAUUUAUGUUGAUGCAGAGAACUGCUACUUUAAUCUAGUGGGUCAGGAAGUGUAGCAGCAUAAAGAACUUUCCCCAGUCCGCAGUGUGUUUGCUGAUAGGUUGAAAGUACAUAUGAACACUCUCCCAAAUCAAUCUCUGUUGUGGCUCUGUUCACAUACAAGCAGCGUUCUACACCAGCAACACAGAAGACUGUUGUAGCAGGGUUUUAGCUGGUAAUAAUAUGUCAUGUUUAUCAAACACCAUACAAAGAAUGGACUUAAAUCAACAUAGCUCUUUAUUGCAGCUUUGAGUUUGAGACUUUUUAUCGAAGUAUAAUUCCACCUAUUAAUUCAUUGGGCACAAUGCUGUCACAGCAAUGCCAAUUGGUUUCUACUUAGCCUUGAAGUGCUUUUACCAAGGACAACAUGGUUGAAUUUAAAUAUUUAUGAUGUAAUUCAUAUAUUUAUAUGGCGUUAAAAUAAACUAUCACCUUGUAGAAAAUAUCCGUUUUCCUGGCACUGCUGGACCCUGCAGUGCCCCUCUCCCUCCCACCCCCCAUCCCAUGUUGCUGAAGGGGUCAGGCUCUUGGUGCUGGGUCAGGCUCCGCCCACGCUCCUCCCCUGCCGACGUCGGAAACCUGCCGCACGCGCGUAAGACCUCCACAUAGGAAAGCAUUAUUCAAUGCUUUCCUAUGAGGAUUCCGGC
This is a messenger RNA of Pelobates fuscus (common spadefoot toad), 7832 nucleotides long. It is a transcript of the gene PCDH1, whose product is annotated as protocadherin 1. Gene Ontology annotation, cellular component: plasma membrane. Gene Ontology annotation, molecular function: calcium ion binding. Bases 405 to 4154 code for a protein of 1249 amino acids. The transcript has 6 exons. NCBI's taxonomy places the organism in Eukaryota, Metazoa, Chordata, Amphibia, Anura, Pelobatidae. Gene Ontology annotation, biological process: homophilic cell-cell adhesion. The record is from RefSeq and is a predicted model, not a curated record.